This is a messenger RNA of Saccoglossus kowalevskii, 612 nucleotides long. Its product is annotated as salivary C-type lectin 2-like. Lineage: Eukaryota; Metazoa; Hemichordata; Enteropneusta; Harrimaniidae. The record is from RefSeq and is a predicted model, not a curated record.
CUCGAUAACGAAGCCUUCGACUGCAUUGGUUAUACCUGAGCAGUCACAAAUAUGUCAGCUUACGUUUUUCUGGCCGUUUUGGCCGUGAUUGCUGUACCCGCUUUGGGCGUUGAUCCAGAGGACCCGUUUGACACUUUGUGUGCUGAAGGCAGCAAAUGGCAUUUUUUUAUGGACAAAUUGACAUGGAAUGCUUCCCGAGAUUUCUGCAUCAGUAACGGUUGGCAACUUGCUAUCCUAGAUGCGAAACCAAAAGACAAGGCCGUUCGACAGCAUAUUUUAAAAGGCAACAUUGCUUUGAAAGCAGCUCCCGGCAAUGGUUAUUGGAUGGGAUGUGAAGAUCAAGGAUGUGAAGGUCAUUUCCAUUGGCUUGAGGGAAAUCCCCUUGAACGCGACGGCUACUCCAAUUGGUAUCAAGAUCCAAGAGGAAUAUAUAAUCAGCCCAACGACAAUCAUCAACUAGACGCGACGGGCCAAGAUUGCUGCCAAAUGUGGAAAGAACCACGAAAAAAGCCAGUUUUUGCCUGGGAUGAUGACUAUUGCUGGAAAAAGAAGGGGUUUAUUUGCGAGGAGACAGGGAUCGAUGAAUGUCUAACAAACAUUACAGAAGAUUAG